Molecule: messenger RNA, 641 nt
Organism: Gaeumannomyces tritici R3-111a-1
Lineage: Eukaryota; Fungi; Ascomycota; Sordariomycetes; Magnaporthales; Magnaporthaceae
Exons: 3
Coding region: 1-429 (142 amino acids)
Source: RefSeq, a predicted model, not a curated record
AUGCGUCUCCCGCAGAUGCUCGCCGCUGCAGCGGCCGCCGUCCUCUCGGCCGCCCCCACGGUCGUCGCGACGCCGCACCCGCACCCGCACCCGCAGCCCGAGGCGGCGGCGAUGCCCGGGCUGCUGUCCGUCGCGGACCCGGUGCUCGACCUGCUGGCCAUGCCGCCGCCCGAGAUGCUGCGCACCACCAGGCGGUCGCCCGAGUGCGCGGCCAUCAACGGCGGGGAGCUGCAGUGCUGUCGCGGCACAAUGGCGGGCGACGUGCAGCUGGUGGUGUGGCUGGCCAAGCUAUACGGGUACAAACUCAACCCCAACGACAUCAACGGUGUAAACUGCGAUGGUGAGAUUGCCACCUGCCCUGGCGUCAAGGUCUGCUGUCAAGUCACAGCCCUGUCACCGCUUUUGUCCUUGUGGUGUCAAGAUUCCUGAUGAUUGGGAGGAGGAUUGAAGUCUUGUUUUCAAGGAUGCAUGAUACAGGUAUCGAUGUGGUGAGAAGAUGAUGCAUCAUGAAUGUGACAAAAGAGAAAAGAAGCCAAAAUAAAGAGCAAUAAGAAGUUUGAACAUAAAAGCCACUGCUCUAUUCUAGUAGUCUUUUAGACAGCGGAAUCAUGGCCUCCUAAAAAUGCCCUUGCCAAACCGGG